UAUCUCUCAGAAAAUGUAAGUUGUUUAGAAGCACUGGGAAUGGCGUCUUGUACUUUACAUUUGAGUGCUACACGGUAACCUACCUUGCCAUCCGUAUAUCAUUUAUCAUUUUUAAACACAAGAGGAGCUCUAUAAUGGGGAGAUCACGGUCAAGAAGUAGAACACCCAAGAGACAUAAGAGCAAGAGGUCUCACAAGAGGAGGUCUCGGUCUCGCGAGAGGGAGCGGCGCAGACACCGAGAUCGUGAGAGGUCCAAGGAGCGACCUUCCAAGGCCAGCCGUAAAUUAUCAAGAUCAUCAUCAUCGUCAACAACCAGUGAUGAGGAACCCAGGACAAGAGAAAAGAAGAUUGAUGAAGUUGACAGAUUGGCUGAGCUAGAAAGAGUUAGGAGGCAGAGAGAAGCAGAACAAAAAAUGGUAGAGGAAGUCGCAGCCAAAAGACUGGAGGAGUUAGUGGCACGAAGGGUGGAGGAGGAGUUGGAACGGAGACGAGAUGAAAUAGAAGCUGAAGUGUUACGUCGUGUAGAGGAGGCCAAGUGCCUUAUGGAACAGCAGAUGCUAGAGGAGCUACAAGAAAAACGUCGUCAGCAGGAGGAGGAUCAGAAGAAGCGAGAGGAGGAGGAACGUAAGCAACGGGAGGAACUGGAACGAAUCAUGGAGGAAAAUAAGCGAAAGAUAGAAAUUGCACAGAUGAAAUUGGCUGAGCAGCAGCUGCAGAUGGUGGAGGAACAACGAAAAAUUGACGAGGAACGCCAAAGGAUUAAGAGAGAGCAGGAAAAGCGGACGCGUGAGGAGCAAAAGAUCAUCCUCGGGAAAAAUAAUGCUCGUCCAAAGAUUUCCUUCUCAAUUUAAGCGAAUUACCCAAUUGCAUGGGCUGUUGUGUUUAUGGGUUUACAUUUGCUUAGGUUUUUAUUUUAUUUUAUUUAUUUUUUUUUUUCAGGAACAAUGCUUUACCUAUGCAUGAAGUGCAACAGCAAGUAUACAUGUAGAAAGCUAGAGACUAUGUAUUUGUGUGUAUUCAUAUAACUGAAUUCAAAAUUUUUAAAAAUAUUUGUUAUCAUAUUCAUUAGUUGAAAUUCUCAUUCAUGUACCUAUUGUUAAAAAUGCAAAGACAGUAGUGUCUAGCUUUUUACAGAAAGAUUACACACCAUAGUUCAUUGUCACUGGGAGAUGUUAUUGAUAUUUCAUGAUAGUGUUAAUGCUGAGCUUUACUUAUAGGUUUCAGAAUAUGAGUGCAAAGGGGGCUUAGUCACUUAAGUAGAAAGGUGUUAUUGUGAUGGUUAGGGGAGGGAGGGUUAUAGCUUGUGCAAAGGCAGAUGUACUGCAGCCAUAUGAGAGCUGACAAGAGCAACUCCAAAACAAGGUAGGCAUGAAUUGUGGGUGGGUUUUCAAUUGAUGAAUUUUAGUUGUUUCUUUGGGAGAAGUAAUAUGAUGGGCACAAUACGAGGCUUCGUAAGGAAAUGUAAGGUAGGACUAACACUGUCCUAUGGACAGAUGUAUAAUUAAUGCUGGUAUACUUUAUUUGCCUUUGUUAACAGAAUUACCUGUAGCUAUAAUUCUAAUCAUUUAUAUCAUUUUACAUAUUUCAUCCUUUUAUUAUAAGUUCAUGAUGAUUAUCAAGUGAAAAUGUUUGCCAUAAUGGCAAACCAUAAAAAGAUGUACAGUACGUAAUAGCACAUGGAUCACAUCUUAUGUACAAAGUCCACCCUUGCGGGUGGCCUAGACUUCCAGCUUUAUACUCACAUCAGGAGUCUUCAGUGAAGAGUUAUCUUCACUAUAUCUGUUUUGAAUACCCCAAUAAAUUUAAAUUAUUAGUUAUUAUGAA
Molecule: messenger RNA, 1824 nt
Organism: Homarus americanus (American lobster)
Lineage: Eukaryota; Metazoa; Arthropoda; Malacostraca; Decapoda; Nephropidae
Product: arginine and glutamate-rich protein 1-like
Exons: 5
Coding region: 135-851 (238 amino acids)
Cellular component (GO): mitochondrion; nucleoplasm
Molecular function (GO): cadherin binding
Source: RefSeq, a predicted model, not a curated record